CAAAUCCGCCUCCAGCCCACCGCUCUCCAUCACCUAAACCAUCUGAGAGGUAACGGUGGUGAGCCGGAGAGGAAAGCGGGAUGCCGGGGUUUUGACCGACGGCGAGGAGGGGGUUGCCGGCCGGCGUCCGACUGAAGGGGAAGCUUACCUGAAGAUCGCGACGAGCCGAAUCAAAGUAGGGUUAUGCUUUGUCAUCAUUCGAGGAUCACCCAAGCAGAAUAAUCUUGGAAGGUACUUCUAUAUACCCGGUUUGCAGUCAGCAUAGCCAAUUAAUUGGGUGUGGUUACUUUCCAAGUAAAUGGAUGCUGAGGAGCAGGCACAGACAUCCUUCGAUCAGGUAGGAGUUUCAUCAGGUUGUGACCCAAAAAACUCAGAACUUGUGGCUCGGGCCAAGAAGCUGCUUUUUCGGCAAAUGCUGGUGGGGAUUAGCGAUGGACGUUUUUUCUUGGGCACAUUUUACUGUCUUGAUAAGCAAGGAAACAUCAUUCUCCAAGAUGCAGUGGAAUAUAGGAGCACCAGACGUUCAUCCCCUUGCCCAAUGGAGCAACGGGCGCUUGGUCUCAUUCUUAUUCCAUUCUCUUGCCGAACAUCUUGUCACGUCGAUUGCUCCAUUGAAGAACAGUUGUCGCUGCUGCUAUCGCUAAAGGAAUGAGACAAGCCGUUCAUCUGCCACAGCUUAUCUGAUUUGUUAUCACGCAACUGUAUCCAGUUAUUACUUACAGACAUAUUCAUUUAGCAUUUGAUUGCUUUUCAGAUUGUAUUCAACUCGUACCUCGGGAAUGAUCUUCUUUGCAAGUUUUUUGAGUUUA
Messenger RNA from Diospyros lotus (date-plum), 809 nucleotides. RefSeq lists its product as uncharacterized. The record is from RefSeq and is a predicted model, not a curated record. NCBI's taxonomy places the organism in Eukaryota, Viridiplantae, Streptophyta, Magnoliopsida, Ericales, Ebenaceae. Bases 299 to 652 code for a protein of 117 amino acids. Gene Ontology annotation, cellular component: NatC complex. The transcript has 4 exons.